GCCCUUAACCAUCCCUCAAACUUAUCUUAGAAAUAAACCCAAUAGCAUUCUCGUCUUACUUUCCCAUUACGAUUUGAAAAGUAAAACUUCAUUCUUCAUACUAUAGAAGUUUAUUUUCAUAGCUUUUACAUUUUCAAAUUCCAAUAGUAGGCAUUACCUAGGUAGUUUUCAGAAAAUUCUCAACUUGUUAAAAAUUCCCCCAAAAUCGAAAUGUCAAAUUGAGCGCCUGAAAUUUUGUAUGAGUUGAUGACCAACUCCAGAAUUUUUAUCAUUAAGACAAAUUCGUUUUGAGAUAUGAACAGAAUAUUCAAUACUCUGUGUUUAGGUAGGUACUUGAAUAAUUGAUUAAUAUAAUAUGUAUUUUAAUCAAUCUAACAAGUCAUAUGUACAGCAUAUUUGAUAUGAAGAAAGUUUCCACAAACAAAUCCAAGAUUAAAAUUUAAUCUGUAAAAUUAGUUACCAACUCUAAAAUAUGUUAGUUUGAUUUUAUCCAUUCUUUUGAAGUGAUCGUUUUAUUUUGAGUUGAAAAUGAAUCUAUUGAGGAUAAAUGAGGUGAUGUUAUUGCUCUUGUUCAAUUGUAUUCUUAUUCAACAUCGAUCAACAAAGGCGGAUACUAACACGAUUCAAUGGAACAUUGAUGCUAAAGCUCCAAAUGAAAUAACAUAUAAUUGGACCAUACCUAAUUUUAUGGAUCUACGAUAUACUCGUCUACAAAUAUGCACGGAAAUUCCUACUAAGAAAACACAAACAACUAAAUGGAGAGUAUGUUUACAUCCUCAGGGUAUAGAAUAUGACCGUGAAGAUUACAUGGGUUUGCGUCUUCAAUUGGUCAAUUGUGGCGGUGAGUUUAAAAAAACUAUAGUGAAAUUCAAAGCUACCAUUAUCGAUAACGAACACCACCGAGAUAGGAUAUUUAAAGAAGAAGUGAAAGAACUCAAUGCUGACAUGAACGAAAUUUGUUGGGAAGAAUUUUGCGACGGAGACAAAGAUCUUAUUCGGUUUGAGUUACUGGAAGAUGGCGCAUUAACUAUUUACAUUCGAAUAUCAUAUUGCAUCGAAUGCACUUUUUAUGGGCCUGACGUUGUCAAAUGUGAUCUUUUGGAUGACUUCGGUUCAUUACUUGAAGAUUCCAAACACGCGGACGUCGAGUUAACACUACAAUCAAAUGGGAAAAAAUACUUCGUUCAUAGAGCUAUUUUAGCAGCUCGUAGUGGUCAUUUUGCACGCUUGUUUGAAGACGUCGAUAAGAAACAUGAACAAAUCACUGUAAUGGUCACAAACACGGAUGAAGAAAUAAUUGAUGAAAUUCUACGAUACAUUUAUAAGGGAGAAUGCGAAAUUUCAAACCAAACAGCAGAUAGGUUAUUGUCGGCUGCUAAUCAAUACGAAUUGGAAGGUUUGAAGACACUUUGCUCGCAGUUUAUGUGCGAUGAGUUUUCGUGUGGCAGUGCAGCAAAAGUGAUCGUUUAGAUGGAUUCAAAUCCAACGUGGUUAGUUUUAUUGUAGAGAACUGUUUCCAAGUAUUGAAAACUAUCGACUGGAAAAAUUUGGUCGAACCCAAUUCUCUGCUGCUCAAAGAAAUGUGUGAAAUUUUCUCCCAUCGACUUAGCAUAAAAAAUCAUAGAUCCUAAUACUCCGUGACAAAAUUUUACAGCAUAGCAUCAUUUUCAUAUUACCUAGGUAAUCAUUUCUUUAGAUGUGGUUUUGUUUUUCAAUUUUAGCCAAUUACAUAUCCACUUACGUAAUUUAAAGAUUAGCUUAUAUGUACUUACAUUAAAGUGGAUCGCAAAAAAAACUCAUGAUUUUGACCCACGUCUCCAAGAAAGGAAAAAGUUGUGGGUUUUUCGCCCUAAGCCUUACAAAACUUUACAAUCCUAUUAUGGAAAAAAAGGCUCACAAUAGUAUUUAUUUGAGAUUCUAGGUACUGGAUUUUGGACGGUAUUGGUAAAAAUAGGUAGGUAGGUACUAGGUAGGUAUACCCAGAUUAUUAAGAUCUGUUCCUAAAUCAGUGAGAAGAGUCACAAAUGACGAUAAAUUUAAGCUAAUGACGAUCUUUUUGAACCCAGAAAACCCAAAAAUCUGCUGGAGGAACCCAGUUUUUCAAAAAAUUUUCGCUCUUGCUUCACUCAGACAAUAAUUUUACCAUCGUUUUCAUAUACGUAAUAAUGGCAUAUCACGAAAGGUUUUCGGAAAAUGAUCUUUAAUUACCGUUUUUUCAUUCCUAAAACUCUGCCCCCCCUACCACGAGAAAAUCUUAGCUACAUCCCUGAUCUUCCUACUUGAAUUUUCAAAAAUUUGUUCAAAAUCAAAAGGUCAAAUUGAGCGCUUGAAUUUUUACACAAAAAGUGUUCUUAUGCUAAAUGAAGGUACGUGAUACCCUAUCUUUAAAAUGAGGUGCUAUUCAUUCCUCACAAUUAAUUUAUAAGUUGAUGAAAAUAAUGAAACAAGUUUUAAAAAAAAAAGAAAAUCACUCUCGUGUAAAAUUUCACUUUUUUGAGAUGUAACCUUAGUACUCCCAUAAGGCGCGAUAUGUUGGGUAACCAUCCUCCUGAAUUUUUAUCAUCAAUGCUAAUGAACGGGUUUCGAGAUAUGAACAUAUUAUCGAUAACUUUUCUAAAGGUACUUGAAUAAAUUAUGAUAUUUUAAUCAAUCUGAUAAGUCAUAUGUAUAGUAUACUUGAUACGAAGAAAGUUUCUACAAACAAAUCUGAAAUCAAAUUUGAAUGUGCACAUUAAAUCUGAAUACCUAAUUACACUGAAAUAAUUUGGUUUAAUUUUAUCUAUUUUCUUUUGAAGAAGUUUGGUCCUGACCGGUGUUUCAUUUUGAGUUGAAAAUGAUUCUUUUGAGGAUAAAUCGGGUCAUUUUAUUACUGUCGUUCAUUUGUAUUCUGAUUCAAGGAUUGUCACGAAGAAGCGAAGAAAUUGAAAAACUCUGGAAAGUGUUACCUAGCGAUGACUUGAGUAAAGUCGUGAACAAGAAUUACACCAAGAAAUUCCUUUAUCGUUGCGAAAAUUUAGUCACUGAAACAUUGUUAAAAUGUCAGAACGUAUUUCAAAAUGCACGGGAUAAAUGCGUUGAAAAUACAAUCUUUGUUCUGAGAUAUUUCUGUGACUAUAUCGAUAUUAAGGAUGUAUGCGGUCUUAAAAACCUUUUUGGAAGUGAUAAUGUAUGCCGUCCAAAAAAUGUCAUACCUGCUCAGCUCGGACAAACGUAUGCAUUUUUGCAAAAUUCCAAAAAUAAACUCAAAUCUGAAUUUCAAGAAAUCAAGUUUCAUUAUAAAAUUACCGAAGUUGCUCAAGACGCGAAAAAAAUUGCUAAAGACAUGUCUGGAACAGUUAAAGUAAUCGUCGACCAAUAUUCGGAAAAGAAAGGAUGGUUGAAGUCAUUUACCGCAUUCAUUGUCAGAAUUGCUGCGUUCUCUUUUCUAUUCAUUAUUUUCAGUUGCCAUAAUUACAUUUCCAAUUACUUAACGGAUGUCGAAGAGGAUAACAUGUACAUAACCUGGUAUUUUCGUAAAAUUGAUUAUCGAAGAUAUAUCAAAGGUAAAUUCACGUUGCUUCCGUUGAAAAGUGGAGAAAAACGAGAUCUCUCAGAUGUGUAUCAGAUUUACUUGACGACUGCUGAGAAAGCAGAAUUUCUGCAUGCUGUAAUUGGAACUUUGUUGAUGUUUUUCUUCACAAUACUCUUCAUUAGUAUCGAUCUUCUUCUGUAUAAUAUAUUGGAUGAUAUAAGAACUCAUGGAAAUAUCAGUUACGAACAAAUAGGCCAUCACGAUUUAUCGCUCGAAAUCAAAGGCGUCGGUUUCCUAGCAUCAAUGUUACGUUCGAUAGCUCAUAAUUUCGUGGUGAAAAAACGAGUAAAACAAUAUUCCACCAAUGAAGCGUGUUUACCAAAUCCGUCAGUACCGGGGGCGUAUAAUAUCAAGAUUUUCGCUAGUUUUUUUUUACUUUUUAUGUUAUCUUGGAUGAAUGUGUAUGUGUUGAAAAGAUUGUGUCGUUAUGUUUGCAGUUUGUUUUAUCCAAAGGCUGAAAAAAAACGCGUCAUUUUUCUAUACAACCAAACUUUGAAAAAACGAAUAACGUAUCUAAACUACAGACUGGAUAUUGUAAGAAGGGAAGCACGUGAAAAGAAGAUACCGGAACCACUAACAUUCCCAUUAGCGUUGAGAAUAAAACAUCCAAAGCUGUUCUCCUGGUUAUUGUAUUUUAACCAAGGUCGAAGAUCAUGUCUGAUAUGUCACGAAUUAGAACCGAAAUCCGGUGGAGAAAAUCAUUGCAAAUCCAUACAUUGCUAUUUCUAUUACUGUAAUCAAUGCUGGGACAUCGUAGUCAGGAAAAAAUGUAUAGGAUGCCCCAAGUACAUUGACACCGCACCGCUGGCCGAAGAAGUGUAACUUUUCAAUAAAUUUUUUUAAUUUUGAAAAAUAAUAAUAAAUGGUGAAAUUAAUAAUAAAAAUACGUUAAUUUUAAUUUGUACUUGUGAUUACUUAAAAAUCAUAAAUAAAAUGUAGAAAAUAUACUGAUUAGCUCUACGUUUAGAGAGCAUUAAAUUAUUGCUUAAGAUUUUGAAUUUAAACAAUGAUUCAUUUUAUAAUGUUUUCGCAGUUACUUUACUUUUGAUAAUUAAAUUUCUACCGUGUA
Planococcus citri (citrus mealybug) is the source of this 4640-nucleotide messenger RNA. Its product is annotated as protein sneaky-like. The record is from RefSeq and is a predicted model, not a curated record. NCBI's taxonomy places the organism in Eukaryota, Metazoa, Arthropoda, Insecta, Hemiptera, Pseudococcidae. The coding region runs from base 2834 to 4393 and encodes 519 amino acids. Gene Ontology annotation, cellular component: membrane. The transcript is spliced from 12 exons.